This is a messenger RNA of Rhododendron vialii, 2219 nucleotides long. RefSeq names its product protein ACCELERATED CELL DEATH 6-like. Gene Ontology annotation, cellular component: plasma membrane. Lineage: Eukaryota; Viridiplantae; Streptophyta; Magnoliopsida; Ericales; Ericaceae. Bases 51 to 1874 code for a protein of 607 amino acids. Gene Ontology annotation, molecular function: protein phosphatase 1 binding; protein phosphatase regulator activity. The transcript has 3 exons. The record is from RefSeq and is a predicted model, not a curated record.
UUAUAUAGAUUUGUUGUAUGAACGCUAACCUCAGAGAAGUGAGUUGAGAAAUGUCGGUACCCAAAAAUCCUGGUUUGUUGGAGGAGGGAGAGGAAGAGGAGAGCUAUGGAAUGGUAGAGUCCAUGGACCCUGAACUGUACAGAGCAACUACAGAAGGUGAUAUUCUUGAAUUCAUAAAAGCGAUGGAACAUGGUACACUAGAUAGGCACAAUCAAUCAUCAGCCGGCUGUGUCCAACUAGGUCCUCAAAAAAACACAGUUCUGCAUAUUGCAACAAGCUGUGGGCACUAUGAGAUCGUUAAGCUUCUUUGCAAGGAGUUGCCAUUUUAUGUUGCUGAAAAAAACUCUAAAGGUGACACUCCACUCCACAUCGCAGCAAGAGUAGGUGACUCAUUGCUAGUCACUCUACUAAUCAAUUGUGAUUUGAGAGAAGGUGCUUUGGAAUUGGAGAAUGAAGAGCGUAAUACUGCAUUGCAUGAGGCUUUAGGGCAUCGUCAUCAGAAGGUGGCUCGAAUUCUCAUUGAUAGGAACCAAAGCGCAUGGUAUUCAGUUAAUAAGGAAGGGAAGUCCGUGCUGUAUCUGGCAGCAGAAGCAGGUUUUGUUGGUCUUGUUAAGCUGCUAAUGGAGAAUCCUGCUGGGAUAUACAGUGUCGAAGGGCGGAUCAGGAAUAAGUCACCAGUUCAUGCUGCUAUCCUCGGGAAGCACAUAGAUGUCCUAAGGAUAUUGUGGGAAAAGGACCAGUCCUCCUUCAAUUUGAGAUGUGAUGAGGGGAGAAAUGCACUUCACUUUUCUGCAUCUGUAGGUUUUCUUGACGGUGUCAAGUUCUUGCUAAGCAAUUUUUGCGCUGCCACUUACCAAAGGGACCUAUGCGGUUUCUUUCCAAUUCACACAGCAUCGAGCGAAGGCCAUGUCGACAUAAUCCAAGGGAUGCUCCAGCACUGCCCUGAUUCAAGGGAACUGCUCACUUUACAAGGUCAGAAUAUCUUUCAUGUCGCAGUCAAGAGUGGAAAUGACAAAGCAGUUAGUUCUAUGCUCAAAAUGCCAGAGCUGGAGAAACUCUUAAAUGAGAAGGAUGAUGAAGGAAACACACCUUUACAUCUCGCCACCAUUUGUGGGCAUCCCAGGAUAGUUAGCGCUCUAACAUGGGAUGAGAGGGUUGACCUAGAGCUCAGAAACAAAGACGGGCUAACAGUGCUGGACAUUGCUGAGGAAUAUAUGGAAACAAUGGCAUCAUUUCGGAAGCGACUGACAUGGAUGGCCUUGAGAGUUGCUGGUGCUCCACGAUCUCCACACACAAAUGUUUCCAGACAAACCUCAAGUGCUGGGCAAAAUGCCGAAUUAGAGAACUACAAGGACAAGGUCAAUGUAGUUCUACUGGUGGCAACACUAGUCGUGACUGUAACUUUCACUGCUGGUUUCACUGUCCCUGGUGGCUACAACAAUUCUGACCCGGACCAAGGCAUGGCAACCAUGCUAGCAAAAUUGAAGUUUCAGGAAUUUGUGAUUUGCGACACCAUAGCUAUGUACAGCUCCAUCAUAGUCACCAUCACUCUCAUAUGCGCACAGCUUGGUGAUCUCAGUUCGAUGCAUGUUGCCUUGAAAUUAGUAGUGCCACUUCUAGCUAUUGCGCUAGCCAUGAUGUCCAUAGCUUUCAUGGCGGGUCUUUACGUUGUGGUGAGCAAAGGCAGUUGGCUUGGCAAUAUUAUUCUGGUUAUGGGCUCCAACGUCGUCAUCGUGCUAGCAGCACUCUUCGUGCCCCUCUGCUUCUUGGGUUCAUCCAACUACUGCAUCUUUCGCCGACUCUCAUACUUUCCAUUUCGCCUCCUACUAUACACCUUUGGAAGCUAUACCGAACAUGAUGAAAGUGAAGAUUAAUGAAAUCCGUUCCCUUAUCUUUUGCGUCCUUUUGUUUCAAAUCUUUUCUCCACGACACGGUCAGUCUCAAAAAACCGAUCGUGUGGUGGAGAAGGAAUUUGAGAUAGAAGGACGGGGAAGAUUUGGAACCUAGCCUUGUGUUAUGUGUCUUGUGUGUGUAAUCUAGUUGUGGAAUAAGUGGAUUGGGACCAAUGAACUGUUGGUCUGGUGGUAUGUGGUUUGUAUAAUUAGACCACAAUUAUUGUUAAUACAUGUGUAAAUUAGUAGGAAAAGGAGCAUAUACAGAUGUAAUGAGUAAUGCCCAUAUCUAAUUAGACCUUUUCUUCUUUUGUUUUUUGUUUUGAA